This is a messenger RNA of Aphis gossypii (cotton aphid), 1264 nucleotides long. RefSeq lists its product as uncharacterized. The record is from RefSeq and is a predicted model, not a curated record. NCBI's taxonomy places the organism in Eukaryota, Metazoa, Arthropoda, Insecta, Hemiptera, Aphididae. The transcript has a single exon. Bases 268 to 1206 code for a protein of 312 amino acids.
UCAGUUGCAAGCACGACAAAUAUAAUUACGAUAUCAGAAUAAUAUUAUAAAAAUGGUAAAAAUAAUAUCACAAAAACUUUAAUACAUAAACGUAUAAUAUAACUUUUAAGUUAUAACCAUAAUAACACUCGUUAAUCAUUAUAAAAAAUUGUUAUGUAAGCAUACACAACAAUAAUAUUCCAUGUUCGAAGAUGUUGUACAAUGUAUAGACAUGUUUUUUUAAAAUAAAUAAUAGUGUUAGCUAUAAAAGAGACCCCUUAAUUCAACAUGGCAUCCAAGAAUACUUUUACAACCUUGUAUAUUUAUGACAGCUACUCAUCGAGGUUCGGCAAGAUUUAUGCAAUUAAGUUAGUAAAUGAUAAAAUUGAUGAAAUAAAAUUCGAUAUUACUGAGCGGGUUGAAAAACGUGAUGACAUUGAUCUUAUAUACAAAACGUUCUCAUCAGUCACGCUUUUGCUGCAGGAUAAAGACCUCAUAAUCAGAAUUUCAGACAGGGAAAUCAAAACUGGCACUUCAAGAAGACCAAAAGAUAUGACGUUCGAAAUAGUAAGACCAAAGAUGACACAGGUUUCGAUAUUGGGUGGAGUGGACGCGAAUAUUUAUACUGCGACGCGUGAGAUAUCGUCACUGCAUGAUUGCGAGACCGUAAAGAUGGAGCUUCCCACGUUUGCAGUUUUACUAACUCCAGACCAAGUGGACGCAAAAUUUGACGCUCGACGUAGAAGACGUGAAGAUAGGGAAAAAGGAUUGAUGACACCAGCGAGUGUAACGCGUACGAAAAGAACAUUAACUGACACACCUCGUACUCCGAUCUCAGCAGGCAAAAGUAGUCUUGAGAGUGAUAUAUCAAAAGAGAUUGGACUCAAAGUAAUGAGCAUGUCUUUUAGCAAUGAUAAAUUAGGCUCUGAUGAUAGCAGCGAUGAGGACGAAGAUUCAUGUACGGAGGAUAAAGCUUUAGAAUAUAUUGAAAGAGACUCAAAAGAAUUAUCUUAUUCCUUUAAAUCUAAGGAAUUGGAAAUUGUAAGAGUCGCAUUUAGCGCGCCGCAUAUCUUUAUGACAUAUUAUGAGAAGGAGGAGAAAAGUAAGAAAACGGUCUUAACAAAAAAGGGAGCCGGUUGUCGGCAGUCUGGCCUAUGCCAGUGUCGCCAACAUUCGGCCAUCCUCACAUUGUGGACGCCCUCGGCCACCGUCACUCAAACUGACUAAGGUAGGCGGGCCUCCUCUUCUCCCUGACCGACCUCCGUGGUGGGUUGAGAGGUUCACU